Molecule: messenger RNA, 1333 nt
Organism: Laetiporus sulphureus 93-53
Lineage: Eukaryota; Fungi; Basidiomycota; Agaricomycetes; Polyporales; Laetiporaceae
Exons: 3
Coding region: 1-1287 (428 amino acids)
Molecular function (GO): protein binding
Source: RefSeq, a predicted model, not a curated record
AUGGUUUCCGAUCUGCCUUACGAUAUCCUCCAUUACGUCUGCAACUACCUCUCUGCAGUCGACGUGUCUUCUCUUCUCAGCUCUUGCAGAUUCCUACAUCGCUACUCUCGAGACGCUUCAAUCUGGAAGCUUCUAUCAGCCCGCUAUGGGCUGCGCGAUAUCACUUAUUUUGGUGGUGUAUCCUUCUACACCGCAUACACGCAGCUGCUUCAUCCCUACGGACCCCUUAUUGGGCUAUGGGCGAGCGAUUAUCCCUACAAGGGGGGAGUGAUUGAAUUCCGCUUUUCAUCCGGCGAUGAGCAGGAGCAGGGCGGCAUCGUCGGCGAUCUGUGGGACUUUGCCGAGGAGUCAUCAACAAAUGGCUCUCUGUCCCUCCCAAAGUAUACGCGUUUUCUGAAGGUCGGUUUCGAUGGUGUUCAUGCGAGUGGAGAUGUUCCAGCAACAGCCCACGUAUCCUGCAGCAACGCUCUAGUGGCCCACCUGCACGAAAGCAGCGUCAAGGUGCUUCCGCCAUCUAACUACGGAUGGUCCUUCCAUAACCGUGCUCGUUCAUCUGCAUCGGAGCAGCCCUCUUUCCCUGACCUACUUCGCCGCGAACCGUGGUAUGACGCCGAGCGCGGUCUGCCCCGGUUGCGACCAUCCCCUCUAACCCAUCAUGACCCAAGAGACCUGUGGCGCCGCCAGAUCGUGAGGGACUUUGAAAUCAUCUAUUCCGCUCGCUCCGACCACGAGGUGCCCAGCGCCAUAUCCAUCGAGUGCACAGAGCCACUCUGCACGCAGCCUUGGCAUCCUCACCUCCCAUUCGUGAAUCUCACGCCUGCCGUGCCGCCGCGCUACUACCCGCUAAAGCAGCACAUCCAGCAAAGCGUGGAUCCGGACGAUGACCGCUGGUCUCCCGAAACGCUCGAAGGGCUCUGGCUCGGCUCCUACGACGUGCACGGCACGGAGCUGCUGUACCUCUCGUGGUGCGCCGAUGAGAAUCUGCUCUGCGCCCACAAGGUCACCGGCGACCCGCACGUACCUCGCGGCGCCCGUACCUGGGCCGCAUUAGUCCCAUCCAACUCUGUGAGCUCGCCUUUGAAUGCGCAGGAUUUCGGUAUGAGGGACGAUAUACGUCGCGUGUUCAGGGGCUCUGAUUUGAUGAGUGUUUGGCGCUCGUGUAGGCGGGAGAUACACAUCGAUGUGGCCGUGGGGGUGGCAGGGCCGGACGAGCUGCAUAUUUGGUGGCAGAUCGGCGGCGGCCUUAUGAGAUGCGUCCGAUAUACGGGACGCAAGAUGAGCUUAUAGGUGCCGGUUUGUAUGCUUGUUCAUUGCUUAUUAUUGGAUUUGAAGC